GUGAUAUAACGUAAUCCCAUAGCAGAAGAGCUCCGCCAUAGCUGCUGUUGUUGUUUUGGAAAUCGAGUGUAAGGCCUAUUACUAGACCAAAAUCGUUGCAAAGAUGUCGUCCCCAAGUCCAGGUAAACGUCGAAUGGAUACGGACGUUGUGAAACUCAUUGAAAGCAAACAUGAGGUGACAAUUCUUGGAGGUCUCAAUGAGUUUAUGGUAAAGUUUUAUGGCCCUUCUGGAACACCAUAUGAAGGGGGAGUGUGGAAGGUUAGGGUAGAUCUUCCAGAUAAAUACCCUUUCAAAUCUCCAUCAAUAGGCUUCAUGAAUCGUGUGUAUCAUCCCAACAUUGAUGAAGUAUCUGGAACUGUAUGUCUGGAUGUCAUUAACCAAGCAUGGACUGCUCUAUAUGAUCUCUCAAACAUAUUCGAAUCAUUUCUGCCACAACUGCUGACAUACCCCAACCCUAUAGAUCCACUCAAUGGGGAUGCUGCAGCAUUGUAUCUACACAAGCCAGAAGAGUACAAGAAAAGAGUCAGGGAUUACGUGCAGCGCUAUGCCACAGAAGAAGCUUUGCGAGAGGCAGAACAAGCUUCAUCUUCCAGUGAGUCAUCCAUGAGUGACUUCUCAGAGGAUGAAGCACAAGACAUGGAGUUAUAAUAGUGGGACCCCGGUCCCUGUGUCAGGGGUCCUCCAAAUUUAGCCUUUUCGUUUUCAAUUGUCCACACUACAAAAACCAUUGUGUAAAUAUUUCUCAGAACAGGUCAACAGUUCAUAUAAGAAUAAGCAAUUCAAUUUUUUUUUUUUAAAUUUCGCAGCCUUUCUAAAUAGCCUUUUUGUUUUUAAAUACAUUAAAAUAUUUGAGACAUUUUUAAUUCUUUUAAUGCUAAUGUUACUUGUAAAAUAUAUGAAUAAAAAAUGACUUUAAAAUAUAUGCACACUUGACCUGUUCAGUCUUCAUUUUCAUUGAUAACAAUUGGGCUUUAGCCAAACAUUUUUAUGAAUUUUUUUAAGUUCUGUUAUUGAUGAUGUAAAGAUAAUUUUCCAUAUGUUUAGGACAUUCUUUACUUUGCAUCGUUAUUCCCUAAUGGCAUAAAAAAGUAUCCAGCAUCAACUUAAUUAAUACAUUUUUCUCUAGUCAUCCUAAUGAUCAACUACAAAUUUAUUAGCGCCCCCAUAAACCAGCUGUAUGUAAACGUUCAUGUGACUAUAUUAGCCCAGUGGAAUUCUUACAGAUACAGUCUGCAUUUAUUUAGCUAAACAUUCAACUCCUAACAAAUAUAAAAAUGGAUAUUUCAUUACAAAUGUUAGCAAGCCUACCAGUGAAAACCUAGUUGUGUUAUCUGUGCAGUGGUGCCUACUUUAAUCAAGUUUUUAUUGUUUAUUUUUCAAUAAGUUGGAUAUUCAAGUAUGAGUGUAAAUACAAUUUUAAUUCAUCUAAAGUAUACAAAACAAGACUAGUAACAUUUUAAAAUAGAUUUUAACUUGAGAUAAAUGAUUUCACUGUUUGUUCUUUGAGAACUGAGUACCUAGAUUCCCACCAGCCUUGAUUCCGUUUUAACAUUAUUAAAAAGUAAUUUCGCUAAUCAUCUCUUUAAGGAAAAAAAAAAUCCUUCCCGCUACUACAGUAAUAAGGGGAUACUGGGUACUUUGUUAAUGUUCAUACUACCGGUACAUUUUUCUGUGACUUGUUUUUAACAUUGGACUGGACGUCCAGGAUCUGGUGUAUAUGCUAUGUGGUGAGAGACCCUCCUCCAUUAGGUGUAAGUGUAUUUUGUUACAUGAUAUAACUGGAGAUCUUUCCUUUGGAAUUUUUUCUUUUUUUUUGUUUCCUAUUGCACAUUCUGUGUAUCCAUAUUGUGUGUGUGUGUGUGUGCAUAUGAUGACAGGAUGAAUUGAACUUUGACUUGAAGUAUUCAGGUCACCAAUGCUCCAUAUAUUUAGACAUUGCUAUGUGUAUAUAAAUAUAAUAUUUUUCUGUAUUUUUGCUCUAAGAAAAAAAAAAUUCAUCAAAAUGCUUUUUUUUUUUUCAUCCAUUGUAUUUUUAUAUCUUUAAGAGAAUGAUUGUAUUGUGGUUCAGAAAAUAUGUUUUUAUAUUCCUAUAUGUUAAACUGGAAAAAAAUAUUAUUCUGUCUGACGAAUUCUGUAGGUUAAACAUAUUUUCUAGAUAGUAAUUAUAAAGACAAGAUAGUCAUAAAUUAAAAUCCCUUUAUAGUUUAUAUUGUAGUCUCGUAAGAUUAUAAAUUAGUCUGUCAUCUUGUUUCAACUAUUCACUUGUUAGCCAAACCUCUGUAAUAAUGGAGAAUUGUUUAAGCUUUAUUUAUUAUUAAUCUAAAACAUUGGAAAUAAUUAAAAAAUAAGAAAAAAAAAUUUAAAAAGAAAACUACACUCACGGUAAUUGUGUAACAAAUAUUUAAUUACUAUAAUUGGAAGUUAUCUGAAUUCAUCUUUUUGAUGGUCAGGAAACUCUUGAUAUACUCAUAUUCAAUUUUUUUUUUUACUGUAGACUAAGCAUGAAAUAGCUUCAUAAAAUGUAUUUAAUUUUGUGUAUGUAUGGUGGAAGUGAUAUCAUUUUUAACCAAAUAAGAUGUAAUAGGAUUAAUAUGUCUAGUUGUUUAUUUGCUUUUUUCUCUUUUAAAAAUGUACAAUAAUGAUGAUAAUGCAUGUCACUUAAAUAUUUGUAUCACUAUAAAUUCUACAGACAAUAAUGUCAGUCAUUCUAUUCAUUGGCCGCUAUGCAUUUCCUCUCCUCCAUCAAGGCAUAAUUUGUAAACAUACGCUUCUCAAUUACAAACAUUGCAUUUUUCUCAAUUACUUACAUCACACUCGGAAAUUUUUUUAAAAAUUGGCUUUUCGUGCAACAGCUUUUGAAAUUUUUUGCCCUUUUUACAGCAACAGCAUUAACUCAUUCAAUGUUUAGCUUCAUCAUCUUUGUCUGGAGGCUCUAAUAAAAAGAACUCUGCAUUGCCAAGGAAUUGCAACUGCAAGAUGAUGUCACUAUAAAAUGUGAAUGAGAAAACAACCAUAAUUAGUAUGGGCAUUUCUUUGAGCGCACUAUAGCCAGUUGAACUAUAGUCUACAAAAUUAUUUCAAUCAUUUGCCAUAUCUAUUGUAGGCAUACCUUGGUGGUUCCUCUGUUUAAAAGGUUUAAUUUUAUCAAAUAUUCCUUGUAACCCAGAUAUUCACCUAUGUUUUAGCCAUUUUUGUGUGUGAUCAAGAUGAGAAGUAAUGUCCUUAAAGUGAGGGUUUACAAAUGAUUUGGAUCAAUGCAUUCAAUCAAAAUAGCCAUACUUAAAUAUGUUCACCUUUUUUUCCAGCUUACCGUUUUUUUCUGCAUAUUUUUAUUUCAUUGUUUCAACUGAGAUUUUAUUUUCAUUUAAAUUUAUGCCUCUCUCUUUUUUUUUUAAAUGGCCAUUUUUAUAGUUGCAAGUUACACAUUUUCUUUAUAAUCUUAUUUUUUAUCCUCUAUCACUUUAAUAGUUUCACUUUAUUAGUUGUAUUUGAUUAAAAUAAUUUAUGUUUUCCCAAAUGCAAAUUAUCUCCUGUAAUAAGUAUAUUUUUGUUUUUACAAAUAGCAAAAAACAGGGAGGAAAGAAUUUCAUUGGUGAUCUUUAAUGGUUGAGAUUUCAGUUUUCAGAUGUUUUUCAUAAGUGGCCUUGGGGGGAAAAAAACUCUAAAAGAAAAUAUAUUAGGGAUCAUUCCUUUACUUUAAGUCUUUUUUUUUUAAAAACAGUAUUAAAGUAAUACAUUUCUAAAAAUUCAAGAAACAUUUUUAUGCAAAAACUGUUAGCUAUUAUAAACUGAUCUGUGUUUUAAAAAAAAUAAGAAUUUUUUUUAAUGCAAUUUAAAAAGCAAUUAUAUUUUGUCAGGUAAUAGUGUUGUAAUUUAAUGAAAUUUUUUGUUCCAGUCUUUUUCUUUAUGAUCUUAAGUUUUGACUUGAAGAAAAGAUUGUAGAAACUAACACUACAAGAAGGUACAUUUUCUUUCAGUGUUGAAAACAAAUACCAACAAGAUAAAUAGUUGACGAUCACAACUAUCCACCAUGAUCAAGUGUGAGUUCAUUUUCUGUGUCUUCAGUUUCUGACUGUCACAACCGCUUAGUUUGAUUUAUAUUAUUUUACAACUGUUUUACACUUUUUAAAGGAUAAAAGAACAUCAGAUGUUAAACACUAUUUUUGUUAUCAGCACUAGUUUUUCUUUAGCUUAGAGCUAGCAUCUUAUGUGUAGAUGGUCCUGUACAAUUCUAGACAUGUCAUUAUCUUCAUAUAUAAAUAUAUUAUACAUAUGCACCUGAUGAGUAUAAUAAAAAAAAACUUUCAGGAUUUUAA
Physella acuta is the source of this 4317-nucleotide messenger RNA. Its product is annotated as ubiquitin-conjugating enzyme E2 H. The record is from RefSeq and is a predicted model, not a curated record. NCBI's taxonomy places the organism in Eukaryota, Metazoa, Mollusca, Gastropoda, Physidae.